ACAGAUUUAGAAUCAGCUGAUACUUUCCAGAGUCCAUUACACUGGAUCUGACAACACACUGCUGUAAAGAUGACAACCACAAUGGUAAUCAGACAGCCACAGCCUGUUAUGGUCUCCACAGAAUCUGAUAAAUGGGGAUCAGGCAUUUGUGACUGCUGCAAUAAUGUGCCUGAAUGCUGCUUUGCUUUCUGGUGUUUCUGGUGUUUUACCUGUAUAAAAGCCAAGGAGCACGGUGAGUGUUUAUGUCUCCCCCUGCUGGACGUCUGUGGGAUCGCCCCACCCAUAACACUGGCAAUGAGGGUCUCAAUGCGCAAACGUUAUGGAAUAAAGGGCACUAUCUGUGAUGACUGCGUGUUGGCCACAUUCUGCAGACCCUGCGUUUGGUGUCAGAUGUCACGAGAGAUGAAGGCUCGAGCUAUACAAGUCUCUCUCGUUGGUGCCAGGAUUUUUUAAACUAUUAUGAAACAGCUAUGCUCUUGUCAUGUAUGUCCUAUAACUUAUAUAAGAAAUUAUGAAGGUAAACGUGUCAGCUGAAAUAAUGAAUCACAGAAAGGGUUUCAUAUAUUUAUUCUUAUGUCUCAUUAAAUCUGUAUUUUAAUUUUUAUAUAGUAUUUAAAUUGUAUGAUUCUCCUUAACUGUACAUUAAAUCACUUUUGAUAUUAUUUGUGAUAAAACACAAGGAUAUGUAAGUUUCCAUGUAAGAAACUGAGACUGAUGUUAAAUUGGUAUAUGUCUCAUCACUGUCAUGACUGCUAUGUUACUCGGAACUGCACCCCAGACUUUCACCCACUGUUGCACUUGUGCAUAUGGAUGUGUGACAAUAAAGUGAUUUGAUUUGAUUUUGAUUUGACUGCAGAUUCACAUGGCAUUUGUGUUCUGAAAUAAAUGACCUCAAAGUUUCUUG
This is a messenger RNA of Myxocyprinus asiaticus (Chinese sucker), 904 nucleotides long. It is a transcript of the gene ponzr2, whose product is annotated as plac8 onzin related protein 2. The transcript has 4 exons. NCBI's taxonomy places the organism in Eukaryota, Metazoa, Chordata, Actinopteri, Cypriniformes, Catostomidae. The record is from RefSeq and is a predicted model, not a curated record. Bases 70 to 453 code for a protein of 127 amino acids.